Molecule: messenger RNA, 935 nt
Organism: Bactrocera oleae (olive fruit fly)
Lineage: Eukaryota; Metazoa; Arthropoda; Insecta; Diptera; Tephritidae
Source: RefSeq, a predicted model, not a curated record
GACACUUAACUUUUAAAUAUAAUCGCUGAAUCAGGUUACAUAAUUAUAAUAAUGAUUCGAAAUUAUUUUUUUCCAAAAACCACAAAUUCAAACAUUUAACAUCACCUAACUAUUAUAAUAGACUUCGAUUCAACCGUUAAAAGGAAACAAUGAAUGUCAUAUUCGAAAUGCUGAAAUGUCGACCAGUGCUGUAUAAUAAUGAACGUGUUUUGAAACUAGUUCUCCAGCAGCCUUAUAUAUAACAUAGUAUAUAAGCCAUAAACAAUAUUUACAUUAAUCUUAGCGAAUUGCGGAAUUUUUUAAAAAGACAGAGAGACAAUAGCUAUAAAAGCAUAGUCGCGCUGAAGUUAUCUGCGAAAGCUAUUGUCAACUAAAUUAGUUAACAAAAUGCAAAUUAAAUGCGUAAUAUUGCAAGCGCUUUUCAUCUUUUCAUCAAGUGUUUGGUAUGUGAGCGGCCAAGCCUGUAAUGUCUGUCAGAGCAAUAGCGCAGCGUGCAUUAACGAAACAUCAUUUUAUCUAUGCUUUGGAGGCACCGUACCCAUAACGGACCAGAUAUUUCAUUGCGCUGAUGGACUCAUCUGCUCGGAUUUACCCAAUAUUUGCUUCCAGAGCAAUGGUGCCUCUGCAAGCUGCGGUGAUACGUCUAGUUGUGGAUUGUGCAAUGAAAAUCAAGUAUUCGCUUGUACGAGUCGCAACACGUUUGCAUUUUGUUUUGGUGCAACACGACCCACUGAUGUGACUGGCAGCUGUCCGACAGGGCGACUAUGUGACGCAUCAACGCAGAAUAUAUGCGUUAUAGAAGUGCAGAGCACGUCAAUUAUUUGCAAUUUGGAUAGUCCGGUAGCAACAAGCUUCGCAGAUAAUGCAACAAUGUUUUAAAACUUGUAUCCUGUCAAUGAAUAAAAUUAUACAAAUUUCUAUUUUAUCUAUAUAAA